This is a messenger RNA of Vanrija pseudolonga, 2320 nucleotides long. RefSeq lists its product as uncharacterized. Bases 104 to 2191 code for a protein of 695 amino acids. The transcript is spliced from 3 exons. NCBI's taxonomy places the organism in Eukaryota, Fungi, Basidiomycota, Tremellomycetes, Trichosporonales, Trichosporonaceae. Gene Ontology annotation, molecular function: DNA-binding transcription factor activity, RNA polymerase II-specific; zinc ion binding. Gene Ontology annotation, biological process: regulation of DNA-templated transcription. The record is from RefSeq and is a predicted model, not a curated record.
GCCACCAUCUCUUUGCACUCUCACCUCAUCAUCUCACAUCUCCACAAGACACGCUCGCUAUCCCUCGCCUCUCGCGUCUCGUUUCCCAUGCUCCAGCUGCUCCAUGUCGACAGUCUUUACGCCCAGCUAUAACGCGGCGCCGCUGCCGUCCGCCGACGACCUGACGCUCCAGCUCCCGCGCAAGAAGCUGCGGCACACGCGCACGUCGACGGGGUGCAAGCAAUGCCGGGUUCACCGCGUCAAGUGCCCCGAGGGCCCCGUGACGAAAUCAGGCAAGAAGGUCACCUGCCGCCGGUGCUGGGAGACGGACAAGACAUGCUUUUAUCCUGUCAACGGGCGCGUGCAGCGCGGCAAGCUCUCCCAGGAGCCGUGGGAGCUCGCGCUUGUCGUCGACCAGUGGCCUGGCGACCCAGACCUUAUCGCGCCCAACCAGAGCGACAACGUCGUCAAGGCCAUGGAGGAGAUGCGCGCGCGUAAAGGCAGCGCGAGCAGCGGCGGGGCCGAAGCGAGCCCCGACGAGGGGCCAGAGCGCAAGCGGCGCAAGUCGGGCUCAAAGCGCGAGGCUGAUAACGCCGGCGCCAGCGCCGCGGGGUCCGUGCCCUCGGCGGCCGAGAUGCUCGACACGGCAGCGGCAGCAGCAGCAGCACUCGGAGACGACAUCAUCGAGCUCACGCGGGAUAGCGCGACCUCGGCGCCAGCGCCAGCAGGGCAGGCGCAGGCAUCUGCUCUCGCCAUCGACUUCUCGGCCGACUCGAGCGCGGCGAAUAUAGCAGCUGCGCUUGCGGGCCUCACGUCCGGCGGCGGUGCAGUGACGAUCGCGCCGAGAGAUCUCCAACUCGGACCAGCGAGGCCAACCACCGCGGCUGGCGGCGCAGCCCCAACGCCGUCCUUGUCCGCAGGAGCCGAUCUCGCGUCGUGGCUCUCGAGCUCGCAGGUCCAGAGCAUCAUCAACCCGCCCGCGCCGACGUCAGCACUGGCACAGUUCACGCUCGCGUCGCUCUCCGAGUGUCCCGUCGACCGCUCGGUCGUGUCCUACUUCGAGGACAAGGGGCACAACGAGAUUGUCGCCGUGACGAAGAGCACGCAUAACUGGAUCUUUGCCGAGCUCUUCCCGCGCCUGUUCACGACGCUCUUCUCGACGCCGGACGGCGACUUUGGCGCGGCCGUCCGCGAGUUCCUCCACUCGUGCCUCCUCCACCUGGCGUACGUCCACAAGGGCAACGUGGAGAAGAACGAGGCAAAGUCGUGGUACUGGAAGAGUGAGGCGACAAAGUACCGCCAGAAAGCGAGCUAUGCCAGUCUCAAGGCGAGGGUCAUGUUCGAGGGGCCGCAGUGGAAGACGGAGGAGUAUUUACCUAGGAUGGGCUUCUUUGUCAGAUGUAUCGCCGACAUGCUCGCAGCGGGCAGCCUCCAAAUCGACACCAACACGGCCUUCACGCUCCCCCCAACCGUCGCGUCGACCUUCUACCCGGGCCUGCACGACCUGCUGGCAAUCUACAGCAUAUUCCAGUACGCGUGCUCGCCGCUCGAGGUGAUGAAGGUGUCCAAGCCCGUGCUGGCGCUCGACGCGACGGGGCACCACCUCGUCGACAAGUUUUUUGGGUUUACGCGCCGCAUCGCAAACAUGGUGGGCGAUAUCAGCGCCAUGGCCGUCCAGCGCUGGGUCAUGGCCCGCACGGGUGUCGAGGGGACCAACGCCCCGCCAGAGAUGCUCCUCAAGGCGCAGGCGAGUCGCCUGGCCACGGACCUCUGCGAUACGUGGGACUGGGACGAGACACAUAUCGACCAUGGGCUGUCGGACCGAAUCCAGCGGGGGAACGAGGUGAUGCGCGCAGCCCUCACAUUCCUCCUCCUCGUCGAGGUCCUCUCCGUCGACCUAGCCGACGCGCGCCUCACCCGCGCGCGCAAGCGCGCCCUCGAGCUCGUGGCAGACUGCGAGCCCUCCACGAUGCCCGGGUUCCAGUGGGCGCUGACCGUGAUCGCAGUGUACACUGCAGGCGCGGACGAGCGCGCCGAGCUGCAGAACCUGAUCCGCCUGGCGCUGCACACGUCGUUUGGCGCACACUAUAAUGGCUCGGACGAGGUGCUGGCCCUAAGCUGGGGCGUGUAUGACAAGAAUGGGCAUUACGAGGACAGCAUCGCGCCGUGGCGCGAGGUCAUGGCGGCGUGUGGGCGGAAUCUGUGGAUCUAGUCGCGCGGGCGAGGUCACGCAGUGGCCGAGGCGAGGGGAUGAGGUGCGAUUAAUAGGGUGUCGACACCGACGUACGUCGACACCGCUCCUGUACGAUAGCUAGCUGUUACACUGUUGCAUGAAUUAGGU